AUGAGCACAGCGCAAUCGAAAAGCGAUUCAAAUUCAAGGUCCGAUGAGGGAGAUCCGUCGAGCGUGCCAAUAAUCGAAGAUACACGUGGCAAGCCGCGGAUGGACCGGUUCGGGAUGUUCCCCGAGUGCGUCUACUGCGGAUGGAACAUCUUUUUCGGCCUCUUCCUCCUUUUCACCACCGCCUUUAUGAGACCCGGAGACACGGCGUCGGUGGUCACCCAAUGCUUCGGAGUCGUUUACGUCGGUUUCAGAAGUCUGUGCAGAGUUUAAGCCUGAAAAUUUGCAGAUUUUCGCCGGUUUGCUCUCUUUUGUCAUUAUUUUCAAGUCGGCCCGCUCGAUUUUCGUUGUUUUGACAGUUUUCGCGGUGAGAAUUAUUCGAGUUAUUCGCUGAACGUUCUUUGGAAUUUCGCAGGCAAUGACGACCGUCUUGACGUCGUUGACGAUUCUCGGAUUCGCCUAUUCAAUCGACGGCUCGAUGCCGAUGCCCGAAUUGAUGAUGACAAGUGAGUCGCUUCAGAGUAACUUUAAAAACUGAAAAUAAUUAAGACAAAUAUCUGGAACUGAUCGUCGGAGCUCUUCUUCUCGUCCACAUCGUUAUCAACGUUUUUAGCUUUUUCAUUUUUCUGAAGAGAUCUUGGUGAGAAAAUUAUGAACUGAGCUGGGAAGGAAAAUCUCGGAAUUCACAGCAAGAGUUCGGCGGUUCUGGACAACGCGUACAGCCAACGGUCGGUGCGUGGAACGGGCAGCGAACGACAGGAAAAAGGAUCGGCCGAGAUAAUUGUGAUGGAUUAUUGAUACGAGAUCGGAUCAACGGCCGAGUGAUAAAUAAAUACUUUUAAAGCUUAUUUUUUAAAUUCCGCGUUGAAAUCUUUAAAGGCGCAUACGCUUCUGUCACUGGUCUCGCAACGAACCGCUACCGUAACCAGCUUAAACUUCAAAUUUGAGUUUCCUGCGUUUUUCGUUUUUCCGCCAAUCUUUUCAGGUUUUUUCUACUUUUUUUUCGCACAAAUUCAAGAACAUUUGAAUUUUCAGGAGUAUCUGGUCAAAAUGUCUGCCACUCGAAACGUGGAGAAACUAAACACGAAACCAGCGAGACAUGAAUCAGUAAGUUUUUCGUUAAAAAAGUAGAAUUUCUCGUAAAACUAUUUUUUUAAGAAAAGCGGCUUGUGGGGGGAAACGUUUCCUCGUGAUUUGGAAGUGGAAGACUCGUCUUACAAAUUUGCUUUCCGAUUCAUCAAAUGUACGACUGCGUUUAUUCUCGACAAACGUGGAGUUCUUCCUAGCGAAUGCUUCGUCACUCGCAGAAUAGGUUUGUGGAAUCCCUAUGAAGAUUUAAGGAAAAUAUUUUUCAGAUAAAAUUCAGUGCUCAAAUUUCGAUAAAAAAAAUACGCUCGCUCUCACAUUAAAUGAUAAAUUAAAUGGGGUUGCAGAAGCGAUUGAGGUGCGCUCCACUGUUUAUCGAAAAUCAACUCCAGUUUUGUUUUCAGAAAGGAUAUCUGCGAGAGUUUGCGAUUGUGUUCUUCCAACCGCCGAAUGAGGAGAAAAUACUCGAGGUGUACACUUUCCGUUUGCAGUACAAAGAUGACGACUCGGUUCAGUUGAGCCUUACCUCGUAAGCAACAAAUUCUUGCUCAACGACUACAAUUACAAAUUUCAGUGGGCUAGAUUCGCAGGAGUUCAGUCAAAACCUCGUCAAUACUGAGUUCAAUAAUUUGGAUGACACAAAAUCGAAGUUCAUUGAAACUAUGAAAACGCUCUACCGAGUUAUCAAGAAGCUGGUCGAUCUUCCUGCAGAUAUUGACGGCAGUUUCCGUCUCUCGUACACUGACAGUAGGAGGAAAUUUGUUUUAUAUACUUUCACUGUUCACCUACAGAAGCGCCAAAAGAUUACGUACCAGAGGGAUUCUGCCAGAAUGAAAAGUUCUAUGAGAUCAGCCAGGAUAUGUUGAGGAAACAGCUUGGAAUCGUAUGCGGUGGCUUCCACAAAGUGCAAGUGCUCGCCGCUUCGGAACUUCUGAAGGAAGUCGACAUGAACAUAACGUUUGAAAACUCCGCCAAUCUGUCCUGUGUUGUACCCACUCCUCAAGUACUUACUCAUUUUCAGAUGAAAAUAAUCCAGGGCUGGGCAAAACAUUGGCCGGCCAGCGGUCGGCCAAGGCUUUGGCCGGGCUAGUUGCAAGCGCGCUCCACUGCAAAAAAGCCCUGGCCGGCCAAUGGUACGGUAAGCAAUUCGGUUCACAGAGCGGUGUUUGCACACAAAGCAUUUUAAAUAAAGAAAAAAUCGAAGAAAUUAUUUUAAAAUGAGAAGAAGACAUGCUUGAAAGUAGAAAAAAGGUGAAAAGAAAGUAAGUGAAUUAAAUUUCGAUGAAAUGAAAGCUGACAAAUUUCGAAAAUUAGCAGAAGUGAAGAGAAAAAAUAAAAGAAAACGACAGAAUUAACGAGAACGAGAUGCAUGAGAACGAAACGAAAGAAAAAAAUGUAUGGGAACAACGUUAUGAAUCGAAUUCAUCGAAUAGAGCAUUUUUCUGUGAAAAUAUUUGAUCAUGAAGUGAAAAAACAUAGAAAAAAAAGAAAACCCUUUCGAAAACACGUUUUUUUUCUUUAUUUAAAAUGCUUUGUGUGCAAACACCGCUCAGUGAACCGAAUUGCUUACCGUACCAUUGGCCGGCCAAGGCUUUGUUGCAGUGGAGCGCGCUUGCAACUAGCCCGGCCAGGGCUUUUCAUUGGCCAGCCAUGGCCGGCCAUUUGCCCAGCCCUGAAAUAAUCAGUUCGUUUCAGAAACGAAAAUCGAUCGGAGUUCAGAGAAAUAGUCGAAAGCAUCGUCCGUACGGCUGCACGCGAUCGAUUCAGGGAACACCAGCGAAAAACGAAAUCGACGUUUGA
Caenorhabditis sp. 36 PRJEB53466 is the source of this 2883-nucleotide messenger RNA. Lineage: Eukaryota; Metazoa; Nematoda; Chromadorea; Rhabditida; Rhabditidae. The record is from the annotation of a GenBank genome assembly.